This is a messenger RNA of Morus notabilis, 2997 nucleotides long. RefSeq names its product probable linoleate 9S-lipoxygenase 5. Gene Ontology annotation, biological process: lipid oxidation. The record is from RefSeq and is a predicted model, not a curated record. Bases 171 to 2762 code for a protein of 863 amino acids. Lineage: Eukaryota; Viridiplantae; Streptophyta; Magnoliopsida; Rosales; Moraceae. Gene Ontology annotation, molecular function: metal ion binding; oxidoreductase activity, acting on single donors with incorporation of molecular oxygen, incorporation of two atoms of oxygen; protein binding. The transcript is spliced from 9 exons.
UCAUAUCCAAGUCAAUAUCACAUUUCAUUAAUAUUUCAGCAACUUUCCCUCUAUUAUCUCUUAGAAAAACCAUCUUUCUUAAACCUCUUGAUCAUCAAAUGCUCUGCUUAGUUAUAUAGUAGAUCUUUUGAAAGUAAAAAAAAAAAAAAAAGAAAAAAAAAAAGACAGAGAUGUUGCACAACAUCAUCAACGCAAUAACGGGUGAUCAGAAUCAUGAGAAUGAUAAGAAGAAGAUCAUAAAAGGGAGUGUGGUUUUGAUGAAGAAAAAUGUGUUGGAUUUCAACGAUUUCCAUGCAUCGAUUCUUGAUCGCGUGCAUGAGUUGUUGGGUCAACGAGUUUCUCUGCAACUCAUCAGUGCUGUUAAUGCUGAUCGUGCAAAUGGAUUGAAAGGGAUGCUUGGAAAGGCUGCAUACUUGGAGGAUUGGAUAACCACAAUCGCACCAUUGACACCGGGAGAUUCAGCAUUCAAAGUCAGCUUUGAGUGGGAAGAUGAAAUAGGAGUCCCAGGAGCUUUCUUAAUUAGAAAUAAUCAUCACAGUGAAUUCUACCUCAAGACUCUCACUUUAGAAGAUGUUCCUGGGGAAGGUAGGGUCCACUUUGUUUGCAACUCUUGGGUGUACCCUGCAUCCAAAUACCAAACUGACCGGGUUUUCUUCAGCAACAAGACAUAUUUUCCAAGUGAAACUCCAAGUUCACUGAUCAAGUACAGAGAAGAAGAACUAGAAAUCUUAAGAGGAAAUGGAAAAGGAGAGCUUAAAGAAUGGGACAGGGUUUAUGACUAUGCUUACUACAAUGAUUUGGGAAAUCCAGAUGAUGGUCAAGAAUAUGCUCGUCCUGUUCUUGGAGGCUCUACUGAGUACCCUUAUCCUCGCAGAGGAAGAACUGGCAGACCCCCAACCAAGACAGAUCCUAAGACCGAGAGCAGGCUUGGGAUUCUCAUGAGUUUGAACAUUUAUGUUCCGCGAGACGAAAGAUUCGGUCACUUGAAGCUGUCAGAUUUCCUUGCUUUUGCACUGAAAUCAGUAGCUCAAGUGAUCACACCUGAGCUAGAAUCCGUGUUUGACAAAACUCCCAGUGAGUUCGAUAGUUUUCAAGAUGUAAUGGACAUUUAUGAAGGAGGAAUUAAGCUGCCAGAGGACUUGCUUAAGCACAUUAGAGAGAAGAUCCCUGCUGAGUUGCUCAAAGAAAUUUUCAGGACUGAUGGUGCACAACUCCUCAAAUACCCUCUUCCUCAAGUAGUCAAAGAGGAUAGGUCUGCAUGGAGGACUGAUGAAGAGUUUGCAAGAGAAAUGUUGUCUGGAGUGAACCCUGUUAUCAUAAGUCGUCUCCAAGAAUUCCCACCAAGAAGCAAGCUCGACCAAGAAGUGUAUGGUGAUCACACCAGUACCAUAACUGAACAACACAUAGAGAAUAACCUUGAUGGGCUCACUGUGACUGAGGCAAUAGAGAAGAACAAGUUGUUUAUAUUGGACCACCAUGACACAUUGUUCCCUUACCUGAGAAGGAUUAACUCAACUUCCACAAAGACUUAUGCUAGUAGGACACUCCUUUUCCUGAAAAAUGAUGGGACUUUGAAGCCAUUGGUGAUUGAAUUAAGCUUACCGCAUCCCGAUGGUGAUCAGUUUGGUGGAAUUAGCAAAGUAUAUACCCCAGCUGAAGAAGGCGUUGAAGGUUCAAUUUGGCAACUAGCCAAGGCAUAUGUGGCUGUAAACGACUCAGGGGUUCAUCAGCUCAUUAGUCAUUGGUUGAACACUCACGCUGCGAUUGAGCCAUUCGUGAUAGCGACGAAUAGGCAGCUGAGCGUUCUCCACCCGAUUCACAAGCUCUUGCAUCCUCAUUUUCGAGACACCAUGAACAUAAACGCAUUUGCUAGGCAAAUCCUCAUCAAUGCAGGUGGCAUUCUUGAGUUUACAGUUUUCCCAGCAAAGUAUGCCAUGGAGAUGUCAUCAGUAGUUUACAAGAAUUGGGUUUUCCCCGAGCAGGCCCUCCCGGCAGAUCUCAUCAAGAGGGGAGUGGCAAUCCAGGACUCCAAUUCGCCGCAUGGUCUUCGCCUGCUGAUAGAGGACUAUCCCUACGCUGCUGAUGGGCUUGAGAUUUGGUAUGCAAUCAAAACAUGGGUUGAAGACUAUUGCUCUUAUUACUACAAGAGUGAUGAGAUGGUUCAAAAGGACUCAGAACUUCAGUCAUGGUGGAAGGAACUAAGAGAGGAGGGUCACGGCGACAAGAAAAACGAGCCAUGGUGGCCUAAAAUGCAGACACGCGAAGAGCUAAUCGACUCGUGCACCAUAAUCAUAUGGAUUGCUUCUGCCCUUCAUGCAGCUGUCAACUUUGGGCAAUACCCUUAUGCAGGAUAUCUUCCAAACCGCCCUACAGUGAGCCGUCGGUUCAUGCCCGAAAAGGGCACCCCAGAAUACGAAGAGCUUCAAUCUGACCCUGAUAAGGCAUUCUUGAAGACCAUCACUGCCCAACUUCAGACCCUCAUUGGCAUUUCCAUCAUUGAGCUUCUGUCAAGGCAUGCUUCUGAUGAGGUCUAUCUCGGGCAAAGGGACACUCCUGAAUGGACAACAGACACAAAUCCAUUGGAAGCCUUUGAGAGAUUUGGAAAGAAACUUGGUGAAAUUGAGGACAAAAUUAUAAGCAUGAACAAUGAUGAGAGAUUAAAAAACCGAGUCGGGCCGGUCAAGAUGCCUUACACUUUGCUCUUUCCUACUAGUGAAGGUGGACUUACUGGCAAGGGAAUCCCCAACAGUGUCUCAAUCUAAAAGCUUGUGAUCUCUUUGAAUUUGUUACUGUUCUUUUUAGAAUGGAAAGGUUUGUAUAAUAAGCUUAUUUCCCACUUAGCAGUCCUAAAGCUUUAUAUAAACUACUAAGAUUAGCAGUGAGGAAGAUGAUCAAUUGUGUGAAAAUAUGCAUUAAAUAAUAUAUAGUAUAGUUGAUAUUGUUGAUGCUAGUUAACCACAGUUCUGGUAAUGCUACUUUUUUGGGAGCUCUUUUCAA